Molecule: messenger RNA, 1588 nt
Organism: Planococcus citri (citrus mealybug)
Lineage: Eukaryota; Metazoa; Arthropoda; Insecta; Hemiptera; Pseudococcidae
Product: limbic system-associated membrane protein-like
Exons: 11
Coding region: 176-1459 (427 amino acids)
Cellular component (GO): neuron projection
Source: RefSeq, a predicted model, not a curated record
UUUCAGUUAGUGACUGGAAUUCUUUGGCGUGAAACGGUGCCAAAACGCGAAACAUUUUCCCGUCUGCGUUUUACGUGUUUUGUUACGUACACUGACCUAACGUUUAUCAAAUAACAUUACACCAUGGAUUAAUAACCGAAGUGCACGGUGGAAACUGAAAAAAAGCCAAGGCGGUAUGGAAGGGAAGAUUGUCAUUCGAAUGAUGUUACUCCUCGGUGUCACCAUUCAAGGAAGAAGAGUCCGAAAUAUAGAUUCGAACCUAGUUUCAAAUGUGAUAGAAGAAUUCAACAACGAAGCCAUGAUGCCUCGUUUCGCCGAACCUAUUCCAAAUGUAACUGUUACAGUGGGAAGAGACGCCCUACUAGCUUGCGUUGUGGAAAAUCUACGAGGCUACAAGGGACUGCGUGUAUCUUGGCAGGUCGCGUGGGUCAGGGUGGAUACUCAAACCAUUCUAUCAAUACACCACAACGUGAUCACGCAAAAUCCAAGAAUAUCGUUAACAUAUAACGACCAUCGUUCCUGGUAUUUGCAUAUAAGAAACGUUCACGAAGCGGAUAGAGGAUGGUACAUGUGCCAAAUAAACACCGAUCCGAUGCGAAGUCAGCAAGGCUACUUACAAGUUGUAGUUCCACCAACGAUUAUUGACAAAGAAACCAGCACAGACAUAGUGGUACGAGAAGCAUCCAAUGUAACAUUAACCUGCAGAGCGGGCGGUUAUCCGGAACCAUAUGUGAUGUGGCGGCGUGAAGACGGAGAAGACAUUAAUUACAACGGAGAAACUGUAAAUGUGGUAGACGGAGAAGUCUUACAUAUCACCAAAGUCAGUCGAUUACACAUGGGAGCUUAUUUAUGUAUAGCUUCAAACGGUGUUCCGCCAUCAAUCAGUAAAAGGGUUGAAUUGAGAGUACAAUUUCCACCCAUGUUAACCAUAUCCAAUCAACUAGAAGCAGCAUAUAUUGGACAAAACGUUUCAUUAACCUGUCAUACAGAAGCCCAUCCUACUUCCAUAAAUUACUGGACGACAGAAAGAGGCGAUAUGAUAGUAUCAGAUUUGCUUGUUUCAGGUGAUAAAUACGAAGCAAAAUCAGAAGAAAAAGACUAUAACAAAAAUAUGGUUUUAGUAAUACACAAUGUUACGAGAAGCGAUUUUGGAUCGUAUCGUUGUGUAGCAAAAAAUUCCUUAGGAGAGACUGAUGGCCUGAUAAAAUUAGAUGAAAAUCCAACUCCGUCGACCACAACUACAAGUUCGGCAGUAAAUUACAACAGAAAAAAAGAUUUCGAAGACAGUUACGAAGAGUUGGAAGUAUCCAAUACCGUAGUAGGCGCUCAAAAUACAAGUAGUUCAUCCGGUGAUAAAUACUCAAAUUGUACAUAUAAAAUUGUGAUCUAUUUCGUAUUAUGCAUUACGUACAUCAAUUCUUUUACCGCUAAUGAAAUUUUUAUAUUUGAAAGAUGUUGAGUGUAUGUAGAUAUAUUGAACCCUUUUUGUACAUAUACAUUACCUAGUAAAAUUCUAAAUAGAGACAGUUCGAAUAAAAAGGUCUGUAGCUGUUGUAAAUGUAUUUGUAUACACGAUUCACAACUCGUA